This is a messenger RNA of Lepisosteus oculatus (spotted gar), 1150 nucleotides long. It is a transcript of the gene polr2d, whose product is annotated as RNA polymerase II subunit D. Gene Ontology annotation, cellular component: RNA polymerase II, core complex. Gene Ontology annotation, biological process: transcription initiation at RNA polymerase II promoter. Gene Ontology annotation, molecular function: nucleotide binding; translation initiation factor binding. Lineage: Eukaryota; Metazoa; Chordata; Actinopteri; Semionotiformes; Lepisosteidae. The record is from RefSeq and is a predicted model, not a curated record.
AUCAUACUUUUGUUUUGUGUUUAGGUGUUCAUGACAGGCAUGGCGAUGCGUGCUGUUGAGUGUACCGGGAUAAUUACAGCGCUACAGUUGUCUGCAUUCUGAGCAUAUCUCCGUACGCAACCUUUCUGAAUUUCGCUGCCAAUUUGUUUAGAUAAUUUCUGGUUUACAGAUACCCGUUUGUAAGUGGUCGCUGGGGCCUACUCAGGCUGCCCCGGGUCUUGAUUCGGACGAUGGCGGCAGGAGGAGGCACUGGACCCCCGCAGGUCGGAGAUGUGGAGGAGGACGCCUCGCAACUGCUCUUCCCUAAAGAGUUCGAGAACGCCGAGACGCUGCUGAACUCGGAGGUGCACAUGCUGCUGGAGCACCGCAAGCAGCAGAACGAGAGCGCGGAGGACGAGCAGGAGCUGUCCGAGGUCUUCAUGAAGACGCUCAACUACACGGCCCGCUUCAGCCGCUUCAAGAACAGGGAGACUAUCGCCAGCGUGCGCAGCCUGCUGUUGCAGAAGAAGCUCCACAAGUUCGAGCUGGCCAGCCUGGCCAACCUGUGCCCCGAAGCAGCGGAAGAAGCCAAGGCCCUUAUUCCAAGUCUGGAGGGCCGAUUUGAAGAGGAGGAACUGCAGCAGAUACUGGACGACAUUCAGACCAAGAGAAGCUUCCAGUAUUGAAUGAGACAGGAGAGCGACGAGGCAAAUCUUCAGUUGUUGUUCAGACAAAGCCACAUUCUCUGACAUUUUUAUAAAAGGAGGCAGCUAAAACUGGUGUUCCUUGUCAGAGAGGCAGAAAUCAGGACAAUGUACUUCUCCUGACAACUUUGUUUUUACAAGUUUGUUGUGUAAACUGUUAUUUUUCUGAUUAUGUUUUUAUUAUUUUUGAGAAAAACCUUCUCAACACCCCAUCCAAGUCUUUUACAGGUCAGUAGGCAGCCUCUAGAGCAGCCAGGGUGUCAUGGUUUGUAUACUUAGGUAUCUCUGAAUUGCCAACAAGAGGAAUCGGAACAAUCCGAAAAUCUGCAUUUGUACAACUUUAAUGGAAAUGUUUAUAUUCAGUAGUUUUUACUUGAUGCUAGAACAAGAAGAACAAGACACUGAGCAGAACGUAUUCAUUCCUUUGGUAAAAUAUGUUUAACAAAUAAAGAAAACCUCAUUCAGUU